Molecule: messenger RNA, 852 nt
Organism: Anthostomella pinea
Lineage: Eukaryota; Fungi; Ascomycota; Sordariomycetes; Xylariales; Xylariaceae
Source: the annotation of a GenBank genome assembly
AUGCCGAAACCCAGCGACCGACCAUCACCCUCAGAGGUACUGGAGGACUUACUGGUCCUUGGGAUACCAGAACUUGCAACUGCAGAUUCCAUCGAGAAGCGAUAUUUCGCACCCGGAGUGCAAGUCCCUGAUGACAAAAUGGCCAGCUUACCGGCUUGGGGCUUGAUGUUCUGGUCUGAACAGCGGUACCGAAAGAACGUCCUCCGGUUGGUCGCCUCGCAAAGCGUGCCCGUCGGUCUACGGCUCAGCCAGAGAGAGGUUGAUGCCAUUACCCCCUUGGGGGCCCAGAAGGCGGUGUUCUCGAAACUGUCAGAUCUCGUCGAGCUUAGACGCUCAAAGGGCUUGACGACGGUCCUCGCUCGUUUUGCUGUAAGAUCGCCGGUCGCUGGUCUCAUCCUGAUGGCCUCAGCUGGGGUCGGCGCCUCGGCAAUGAAACAUGGAGCCAAGCAAGAAUAUAGACGCGGGAUGACCGCACAUCCGGCACUUGAACAAUGGCGACAAGAAGUAAGACCCCGGAAGAAGGACUUCUCCUUGUCAGUGUCUCCUAGCAAAUGGAGAUGGAAUUGGCCGUCUCCCGCCGAGCAGACUCCAGUGCAAGAGCUGCCAGAGGGAAUCGGUGUGGAUCGGCAGGAACCUGCUUCCGCCCCCCAAUUUGGAGGCCAUGAUGAGCACGCGGAGGAAAAUGGCAUUCGGGAGGAGGCGACGGGGGCAGAUCAAGAACCUGGUCGUGCCUGGGAGGCGAUCAAAGCAGCUUUGGCUGAGGUAUAUAAAGGUGGCACUGCUGAGUCCACGUCAUCAGAGAAACAGAAGGAUGCUUGGGAGGAGCCGAGAGAGAGGGCGCAGAGGAAGUAG